UAUCGAACGUUGUCUGUGUGUAGCUGAGGCUGGUGAAGUCUUUCUGCUGUAACUUCUUUUCAGAAGCUGCCGCCGUCUCAGUUGUGGUUCCAUUCGCGCCGUGAACCCACAUCGUGUUUAAACCGUCGCUCAGUGCAUGUGUAUUUCGUAAUUCGGACUUUUUGUUUUCGUCUCUUGGGUCAUUGCGGAUUGCCUACGCAUGGUUUUUUCUUCAUUUAUAUGUAAGGAGUUGGUGGCAUCUUUCUCCAGCAAUUAAUUUUGGAAAAGCACGAAAAGUUCGCCGGUCGCGCGCUGAUAAUUGAGCAACCGCUACGUGUGCAGAAGUAAUUGGACAGUUUGUGUGUUGUUUGUGUAAGUGUUCGUUGUUUAUUAACAAUUGUUUCAGCGCUAACCAAAGGAAUUGGCGACUACAGAUUUGACCUGCACCGACAUUAAAAUCCGUUGGAGUUGCUUCUCAACAUACAACGAGAUGUCACUGCAUUCGAUGAGAAAUCAUCGAAGCAUUCCAACUGAUUUACUAAUCCCUUUCGAGGUUAAGCCAGUCGGCAUCGCACAAAUCCGCCUACCCAACUAAGAAUGUCAGGAUGGAUCAACAAGCAAGUUUCAACGCCUAAUUCGGAAAAUAAUGCCGCCAAAAAAGCAACGGCUGAAAAUGAUUCCAAACCAUCGGAAAGCUUGGCUGCUGAGAGUGGAAUACUGACGGGCAAGUUCCCGCUGCGGAAGAUCGGUGACUUGUUUAGGAACAAACUGCGCAGCUCGGGUAGCUACUCGAUUAAAUCGUUCAAUCACAGUGUUGCCCAAGAGUGCAGGAUAUCGGAACGUGCCAGUUCCGAUGUGGAGAAGGUUCCCAGUCCACCGAAAAAACCAGAGCGAACAACGGCUGUGGUCGCCCAUGAUGAGACUGCUGCAAUUGUGAACGAAAAAUCCGCCAGAAACGCGACGGCCGCGGCUCCUGCCAAUGGCCCACCACCUGUGCGCCCACGAAAAAUUACCACUCUCAAUCGGACGUAUCAGCGAAAGAGGAGUGUGAACAACAGCUCCAACGGAAACAUCAAUUCGCAGCCCUCUCCGGAUGGAGCCUCAGCCGAAACUAGCAGAAAUGGACAACAAAAGCGUCCAUCAAUCAGCAGCCAGGAUACGGGUGUUGGAGCGGAGUCUGAUGUGGUUGUGGGGAAGGGUCGCGAACGUGUAAACUCAACAUCGCAUUAUUCGACGGAGAAAAGUGGCUCAUCUGGUUAUUAUAGUACAAAUAUCUAUUUCGCUGGAAGUUCGGUAGUGGAUGAGCACAUCUACUACGAACCGGUUGAUCGGGGUCGGAAGCAAUCAUCGGCUCAGCUUUCUGUGGCACCAAAACCUGCCGAUACGGUUCGUAAGAAAGAAGGGAUUCUGAAAAACAAUCGAGCUGUUCAGGACGGGGGACAAACGCAGCGUAAGAAGAAUGAACGACCAUUAGAGAAGUAUUAUUAUCCGGCAACACUGGAGAAUGUGCCAAACUCACCGACAGUCAUGAGAGCGAAAUCGAUCAACAAUGAGAAACUCACCGAUAUAACGGAAAGUCCAGACGGUCCGAUUCCGCGUCCGAUCUGGCCGAUGGAUGCUGAUGAUUCGUUAGCUGAUAUAAAUUUGGAUGCAUUUCGUUUACGGAAUACCAGUCAGCAGAAUUUGAUGGGAUUCGACAGUUCUACCUCCUCUAUCUCUGACAACGAGCUUUAUUCCGUAAGCCAGAAGAAUGCGGAGGAACAGGCAAAGAAAAAGUCCCAGUAUGAAGAAUAUUUGGAAUUCCACAAUACUCGUAAUAUUUUGGAACAGAUUCGAGGGAAAUUGAAUACUCUAUUAGAACAACGAAACGAAACUCUACGGUCUAGUGCCGGCAGUAAUCGCGAGCAAACGAAUCCAACCCCUGCGGAAAUCGAAUUGGAAGAGAAAAUUGCUAGUUUGAAAGCGGAUCUUGAAAGGUACUUACAAUCCAUGAAUCAGCAAAAUGAGAACGAAAUUAAUCGGUUUGUUAAGGGAAUGUCGAAAGAUGCAAAGGCGUUGGCUGUCCAAAAUGCUGUCGAACAUCGAAAUCGAUCGCGUAGUUCUUCAGUUCAUCUAGAGAAUGAUUACGAGGUUAUGCAGAAUGGAAGGUCGUUUCAACCUCUUUAUGCUGCUCUUCCGCAACGGACGAUGAAGUGUUACCCUCGGGAAGAGAGAAGACCCGAUGAUCAGACGUCUGUUUUCGAAACGGUGUACGUGCGGGAUGGGUUCGACAUGCGGCAAUUGAACCGCCCGGUUCCGAACCCUUUCGCUCAGGAAGCACGCACGGCGCAGAUGCUGCACCAACAACAGCAGAAGUUGCGGGCAAUGUGCAAUCAGAAGCGUUACUUAACUAGUGAUGAAAUCAGGGUGUGCAAUAGUCUUGAGGGUUGCGAGCGAAGACCUAGCAAAGUGUCGAUCGAGAUACCGGAUAAUGGAAGAGAUGGUGUCCGCUUAGUGAAUGGUGGUGGAGGGGGAGUUUUAGUUGAAAGUCGUGGUAGACGUCAAUCGGAGAUAAGCAAUAAAAAUAAUCUAGGCAAGGGUUCAGACGUGGGUGGUUUCACGCUACAACGGGUGAUUUUGAUGGAAAGCUUAGGAAAGAAUGGCAAGUUGUUUGGGGAUAAGGAGAAGAUGUUGCUGGAGUAUCAUCUAAAUAAACCGAGUUACUGGGAGAUGUAUUAUGGUGCAAAUCGAGAGGAGCACAAUCCGUACCACACGCUGAUACGAAAAGUCAAGAUAGGAGGAAAGAGUGCGAUCGCAGUUUCAUAUCCCUCAACUCGACCGGAGUCGGAUUUCACCCUGGACCUGCCCCGUGCCGAACAACUGCGGGCCAAGAUGAAGAAGGAAAAGCAGUUCCGCAGUCGGUGCCGCUGGUUUUUCUACCUCCUGAGUGUAGUGUUUUUCCUAUUGUCCGUGAUGGUAGUUAGCUUGAUACUGACUCGGGGCAAGCGGAUGUUCGGCAGCAUGAUAUGAAGAUGAUGGUUGCUUCCUCAAUGGUGCUGCUUUCCUGUGUCUGUCGUUUGGCCGGUUGUCUGCCUACUGGGAGGACCUCUAACGAUGCCAUCGGUGCUGUGUUGUGCUUUUUUAGCGAUUACUUAGUGUAUUUGGUUGUCUUCUAGCGGCAUUCGUAUGAUAUGCACCGCCAAGGGGGUAUCCGAGAACUGCCCUGUUUCAUAUUUUAAUCAUGUAGACAAAUUUUACUAGUAUUUAUUAGGCGUUAGAUAGGAUCUUGAACAUGCUAUUUCGGAUGAUAAUUAAAUCGAUAUGGUGACAAACCAGUCGCACGAAUUAGUUUGAUUGGAAACGAGCCUUAAAGCUUCGUAUAAUGAAAGUUCGACGGUGCGGUUUGGGUAAACACGGUAAAUGAGUUGCUGUUUCAAGAUUGAUUUUUUAUUGAUGGAAUGAAUCUUUUAAUGUCACUGUUUGCUAAAAUUAACUCAUCUGCGUUUCAAGAAAAUUUAUUCAAUUACUGUGAGAUACUCAAAAUUGAGUUUUUUUUUCUCUAAACAAAAAUAUUUCGCUGCGAAAAAGAUUUUUGAUUGAGAUUUGUAGAAAUAAUCGAUUUAGUUUCGAGCACUGAUUUGUGAAGUUUGUGAUACAGUGGAAAGAACACCGACAUUUAAUAUUACGAUGAAUUGAAGCCAUUUGAGUUUCAGACUGGUACGACGAGCUUGAAGGUGUUUUUUUGUAAUGCACCAAGAACUGCUGUUGGUUUUCUUACAGAUUUUGCUGCAGAAGAAACAGGGUAGGGAACAUAUUCUAAGCAGCUUUAGAAACUCAAAUUCAGUUCUCUAUCGUUUUGUCUGUCAGAAAUUGUUUUCAGAUUGUAAAACUAAGUUAGCAAACUUUAACAAUAAUCAAUUAAAGGUACCAAUAGAGGGACACUAUUCCAAUCACCCCGAACCUAUUUUAAGCAGUUUCCAUCUGUUUUGCAGGCGUUUUUUUCAGCACCCGAAGUGGCUCCUGAAUGGCUGCAAUAUAGGUCGAUUUGUUUCGAAUGAUGUUUGUUCACAGAUUUCUUUGUGUUAACCGGUUUUUCUUAUAUUCGUCAGACAGCUAGACAUUCAAGGUUUUCGUUUCCAUCAUUGAAAUUGUCGAUAUUGAUCAAAAUGCAAGAGUUUUAGGCCUGUUUUCUUCGACUGAUUAAAAUAGGCGCUACUUGUUAAGCCGUUCUUUACCCUACCACGAUUCAAAAGGAUAUUGUUUUAUUUCGUUGUUUAGCAAAAAUUUUUUCAGACGUUCGCUUUGUUUAUAUGAAUGUCAAUCUAUCCAAAAGAAGUGGUUCAGUUUUUUUUCUAUUUUAUAGCCCGAUAAAGUAUACUGUUAUGGCACAACGAAAUGAACUGAUCAUGAUUUUGUUUUCAAGGCAGUUCUUAAGUUUUUGCACGCGACUCAACAGUUUACAUGAAAAGUUUUCUGUUCGGGAUUUUCACAUCUACCAAUUAACAGUUGGGAUUUAUUUAAUUGACUCAUUCAGCACUGAUGAGAAUUACAGAAAAUUUAUACUAUAUACCUACAAUAAAAGACUGCUCUACCGUAUUGUCAAUAGACUUACAUUUGCAAACUUCAAAGAAGUUUUCUACACACCUAAAAUUACCGUUUGCAAAACACGACAUGAAAUCCUGCUGAAACUGCUUUAAACACGCUAUUUCACUGGCGCUCGUAUCGCGAUUAUAUUGUAAUCAUUUUCCUCCUCCAGGUAUAACCAGAACAAUUAAAAGCACAUUUGCCUUCGAAAACGUAGGGGCACCGUGCGUACCCGGCCAUCAUAACACAAUUAAAAAGGAUUCGUUUCCUACACCUGCAAAUGGCAUGUUCAAUUUCUCCCCGGGCGUACGACACCCGCGGGAAUGAAAACCAGAAAAGGUGAAGCAGCCCACAAAAGGAUUCUAGGUGGUAAAUAAAAUCGAAAGUAGGUAGAUAUUUGAAAAAAGAAAAUAAAAAGUUAGUUGGACGCCCGUACUGUGCUUGGCAACGAUUGGUGCUCAGAACCGUAAACAAAUAGGAACAAAAAGAUGAAUCAAACGUGACGUAAACGGUGGAGAAUAGCUUGUUUGGUUAAAAUGAAUGAAUAACGAUUACCCGUGUCUAGUAAAAUGGAAUUGUAACCUAAUGGAAAGAUCGCUCCCGCCAUUGAAUGUACUAAUCUUGUUUCGUGACUAGCUUACUGCUACUGAGUCAAUUAAAGAACCAUCAUGGAAAAAUAAUAAAAUGAAAGUGUAUUGAUCCAAUUUUCGAAGAUUAUGAUUGAUGUUGAAGUGAUUUAUUUGAAUAGAAAAGUAGAAAAGCAAAAAAAUAGAAAUAAGAACGCAUUAGUUUAGUCGGUAUUUCAUUCAUUAUUGACCAGUUUUCAAGCUGAUAAUAUGAUUAAAAGGAUAUUAUUUCAUUUUGCCUUGCAGUUCAAUCGAACAAUUAAAGCCACUACGCCUGAACGAAGUAACGAGGCAAUCGGGUGCAUUAAACUAAUUAGUUUUUUCGUUUCUAAAUAGAGGAAAACGUAUUUGUUUUUUUUUUCCAAAAUUAGGAUGUAAUCAGAUGACAAAAGGUGAGAUUGGUUGGUUACAAUUUGAGUAGGACACCUAGAGGGUUACCAAGAAGACAUUUUUCUGAAGAGUACGGACAGUGAUAAUGAACAAAUAAACAAUACUUGAAAUAAUUCUUUGCCACAUGCAGCGGCGGAAUAACAUAUUGCUAACAACGUUAUUGUGAUUUAGUCAUUUAGUUUCGUAAGAUACGCUCUGCCACGUGAAAGGCAGCAAUAUUUGUAAAUAUGUAGGCUACUGAGAAAGUUUAUUCCGAGUAAAAAGCGCAAUUGUGAGUUCGACGAUUUACGAAUAAAAUAUUGAAGAUGU
Molecule: messenger RNA, 5867 nt
Organism: Wyeomyia smithii (pitcher-plant mosquito)
Lineage: Eukaryota; Metazoa; Arthropoda; Insecta; Diptera; Culicidae
Exons: 4
Coding region: 577-2988 (803 amino acids)
Source: RefSeq, a predicted model, not a curated record